UUCUUGUAAAAGGAAGUUAUUCAGUCACUCAGGGUAAGGAAGUUGAAUCCGUGCAGUGGCCUAAGUGGCCUAGAGACUGACCCUUCACCCCACCCCAAGACCCCUCUCUACCAUAAACCCCACUCCCAGAAGUUACUCCAUUCGUGUGAACUCGCAACUUCCAGAAGCCUCUCGCCCCAUCCAGCCUGAUGUCCUACAGCAAGAUAUGGCUCAAAGGUCGCCAAGCCUCCCUGGUGCCCACUGAGGCAUUAAAGAAAGUGAAACGCAUUGGACAAGGUGGGUUCGGCACAGUGUUCCUGGCGCGACAUGAGCAAUGGGGUCGUAAUGUGGCAGUCAAGAUCGUGAACUCGGAGGUGAUAUCCGGAGAGGUGAAGGUCAUGGCCAGUCUGAAUAGUGAGGACGUGCUGCCACUGCUGGGAGUCACUGAGCAGCUGGAGUGGGACUACGCGUCUGGACCAGCUCUGGUGACUCGAUUCAUGGAGAACGGUUCCCUGGCGGGGCUGCUGCAACUCCAAUGUCCUCUGCCCUGGCCACUUAUCUGCCGCCUGCUGCAGGAGAUUGUGCUUGGGAUGUGUUACCUGCACAGCCAGGAUCCUGUGCUUCUGCACCGGGACCUGAAGCCCUCCAACGUUCUACUGGACUCAGACCUGCACGCCAAGCUGGCAGAUUUUGGCCUGUCCACAUUUCUGGGAUGCCCACGGUCACGGGCAGGAUCUGAGGUAUCAGGGGGUACCCCAGCCUACUUGGCCCCAGAACUGUUGGCUGAUGUAAACCAGAAGGCUUCCAUGGCCAGUGAUGUCUACAGCUUUGGGGUGCUGAUGUGGGCAGUGCUCGCCGGAAGAGAAGCUGAGACAGUGAACAAGACAUCACUGGUGAAGAGUGCUGUGUGUGACAGGAAGAUCCGGCCACCACUGACAGAGCUGCCCCAGCCUGGCCCGGAAACUCCAGGCUUGGAAGGACUGGUGGAGUUAAUGCAGCGCUGCUGGAGCCAUGAACCCAAGGACAGGCCUUCCUUCCAAGAAUGUGGACAAUGCAUUGAGGAAAUCCUCCGCCUGGUACAAAGUGGAGAUGAAGAUGGUACGGAGAUGGAUGCUGCCGUCUCCACAGUAAAGAAGUUCCUGUCUACGCACAGGAACAGCAACAGGCAGUUGUCUGCCCCUGAAACAGAAAAUGAUGGCCUUGGGGGACCCACAGGAAGCCUUGAUUCCAUCUUGGCCUCUGACAUGCUGAACAAACUGAAUCUGCAAUGCUCCAGCUCUGCUCCCAAAAGAGGUGCGAACCUUCCUGAGAGGACUGAGGCACAGAAAGAGCAGGCUCAGCAUGCCUGGACGGCAGGCAUGUCUUCUGAUUCAACAGCCCAACCUCCUUCAACUCCAGAGACCUCAUCAUUCAAAAACCAGAAGCCAAACCCCACCUCAGCUUGGACGCCAGGUCUGGGACCCCAAGGAAAUCAGGGGCCUGAGAGAUGUGACGCCAACUGGCCUCCUAAGGAGCCAGGGCCAAAUCCAACACCAGGGCCAUCGCACGUUACCAUCCAUAACAGCAAGUGGGUGCAGAUCGGACACGACAACCACAUGAUAAUAUCAGGAAAAACUGCUUUCCCCACAAGGAACUGGCCACCUCAGGGUAUGGGUAGGGGCUGGCAGCAUGGCCCCCGCAAGUAGCUUUGAAAGAAGUGACGCAAGAACCUGAUGCCUGGACUGGGUCACAGAGCCAGUAUCAUAACAACAGGAAUUGAGGAAGCCUCUAAACUGCCUCCUGGACUUGAGGCAGCUAGCCCAGUCUUUCUCUGAGGGCCAUCAGGCCUGGCACUGGAACUGACUUUGUGGCCUCAGCAGUCAAUAAAGUGGUGGAAUUUUAA
Phyllostomus discolor (pale spear-nosed bat) is the source of this 1861-nucleotide messenger RNA. It is a transcript of the gene RIPK3, whose product is annotated as receptor interacting serine/threonine kinase 3. Gene Ontology annotation, biological process: protein phosphorylation. Gene Ontology annotation, molecular function: JUN kinase kinase kinase activity; ATP binding. NCBI's taxonomy places the organism in Eukaryota, Metazoa, Chordata, Mammalia, Chiroptera, Phyllostomidae. The record is from RefSeq and is a predicted model, not a curated record. Bases 189 to 1664 code for a protein of 491 amino acids. The transcript is spliced from 10 exons.